Molecule: messenger RNA, 2523 nt
Organism: Mauremys reevesii (Reeves's turtle)
Lineage: Eukaryota; Metazoa; Chordata; Testudines; Geoemydidae
Product: kinesin-like protein KIF21B
Exons: 3
Coding region: 11-319 (102 amino acids)
Molecular function (GO): protein binding
Source: RefSeq, a predicted model, not a curated record
CAUUAACCCCAUGGGCGGUGCCAGGAGCACCCGGACAGCCCCACUGCAGUGUAUCUCCGUGCUGGAGGGACGCUCCAAGCCCGUUCUCUGCGUGGACGGCACUGAUGAGCUGCUCUUGUCCGGAUCCAAAGACCAGAGCUGCAAAAUGUGGAACCUGGUGAUGGGCCAGGAAAUCGCCUCGCUGAAGGGCCACCUCAACAAUGUGGUGUCCAUCAAGUACUGCAGCCACUCAGGGCUGGUGUUCACCAUCUCCACUUCCUACAUCAAGGUGGGGACAUCCGGGACUCGGCCAAGUGCGUCCACACCCUCACCGACCUGACCGUGAAGCUCUGGAGCAGGAGAAAAUUCCUGAACGGCCCGACCUAGGCGCUGGAAAGGCCGGAGCCAGGACGACUCUCAGGCUCCUUGGCGGGCCCAGGCCACAGACCCUCUCCCUGGCCGUGAAGACCUCGGAGUGGCCUGGCCUGUGUGUGCUCCAGUUCCCAGGACUCUGGGGUGAUGGCAUCUCAGCUGGGGCUUUGUGCACUGCCAGCUCCCACAGCUAGGGGCGGUUGUUCCCGUCCAGCCCCACACUGGGUUUCCAUGGUGCAUAGGGCUUUCUGCUGCCCGGGGCGUGGCCAGGCAGUGCUUCGGGACAUGGCCUUGCCAGCCACGGGGAGGACCCCAAGCUGAGAGACCCAACGGGAUCAUUCCAGUCUGUCCCGCAGCCCGUUCAGCACCCCCCACACCCCGGAGCCUGGAUGUGCGUGAGGGAUCCUGCCACCUGCAUCCUGCUGCUGGCCUCCGCACCGCCCUGGUGCCUGGGGUCUCGUUCCCUCUGGAAGCGGCUGCAGGCCCCUCUCCACAAUUUGUCGUUCAGCAGAGCUGGGUUGUGCCAGCCGGUACCGAAAUACGGAGGGGGCUUGUGUACUGUCCAAAAAUCACCCCAGCGCCGCGCUCAGGGCCAACCCCAGCCUGGCGCCAGCAGGGUGCAUGGAGCACCGCUGGGGAAUGACCCGAUCCCAGAGACGGCUUCCCAGGCCCGGCACUGCACUGGGGCUCCUUGCAAGGGGCUCCGGCAGCAGUUCCAUCGCUGGGUCUCCUGACCAAAUCCACAUGCUGCCUGGCAGUUGUCAACCUCUUCAUCUGACCCACCUUGUUCUGCCCCGGGGGUGGAGAGAAGGAAGCUGGCACAUCGGGAAAAAUCCCUGUGGGCGUUUCCAAGGAAAAGCGGAAUUUCUGGCUCUGUUCACUCUGGGCACCCCCUGACCUGACUGAGCCUUAAUCAUACGCUGGUCCGUUCGCUCUUCCCUGUGGGCCCCUCACUGCCCAUUUGGACACCCGGCUUGGUGCCAUCUCUGCUGUGCGUGGGACUAGCUCGUUCCCAGCAGCUGAGGGAAGGGAUCGAAACUUUCAGAGUGGGGUUUUAAAGAAUAUUUUAAGCAGCCUUGAGAAUGGAUUGGGAGUUGGGGGUUUUUAAUAGCUGGGAAAGGCUUUAAUGCCGGGAAAAGGGCUAAGCUCUCGGCACCAUCUCACAGGAGGGGUUUAGGUUUGCUUGGGGCAGUUCCCUGUCUGCCGGCCUGUGGGGCCUGGCUUGGGAGAGGUCCGGGAUUGGAGUAGUGCAUGGAAGGACGGGCAAAGGGUGGUUAUAUGGUCAGGAGAGAGGUGCAUCGGCAAAGGCAGAGGGCGUGGGGCGCUCUGGACGGGAUCUGCAGCAGGGAGCGGGGCAGGGCUAGAAUGGAGCUGGACGAAGGGGAGGAUGGGGGUAGUGUGAAGGGCCCAUGAGACUUGAGGUGCAUUAGCAGAGCUGGGGGGGGCAAUGAGGGGUUGCCCAUGGCCUGCCCAUGCUCUGCUUGCCACCCGCCUGCACUGCCAGUCUGGCACAAGACACUAAAUCACCAAGGUCACCCUAGAUUUGGGGUUUAUAAUGGUCAAAAUUCCGUAAGGUCUCUCGCCACCAUCUCCCGCCAUGCUUGAGUGCCCCUCUUCCUCUGGGGCAUCCGCAGCCAAGUGCCUGCAGCUGCCAGAGCCACAUGGGCAUCCCACAGCACUGCACUCCCCAAAGCACAUGGACUCACUUUCACUGGGCUCUUUUGCUACUUUCACUCCCUCCUCCCCUAAUGACUGGCUAAGGCAUCCCAGUCCCAUGCAGCCAACGCCCAGUGCAGUCGGACCCUUCGUCAGCCAGCUUCUCGCUGCUGCUUAACACCCUGGGGGUGCAGAACUUGCCACGAAACGGACCUGAGGGAACUGCAGCAGGCUGGCCGUUUUCCCCGGGUGCGUUUCUUGUGUCACUCCGCACGUCACAUAAGAAACGGCAGUUGAAGUCUGAUUUUACAGACUGAGACCAGUCAAUGUGCUGGGGGUGGUGAAGUGUUGGCUCUUCAGCUAACUCCAUCAGCAACAGAUUGUGUGUUCUCUGGGAUCCAAGACUUUCAGUAUCCUUGGUUAACAGGUGAUUUCCCCUGGUGUCCUUCUACAUGGCAGCUCGAAGGACAACAGCAAGGGGUUCUUACCCCAGAUUUGACCUAAUUCAAAUAUAUA